CGGCUGCUGGGGCUGUGCCGGUGCCCGGAGCUGCCUCAGGAUCGGGGUAUUUAAAGCCGCCGGGUUGCAGAAGCCAGACUCGCCGGAGCGAGCAGAGCGCGCAAGACUGGGAGGCGGGGGCACACACAGGCGCACACACAUAUUACACACUCACACACACACACACAGAGUCUCUCCCUCUCUCUCUUUCUCUCUCCCUCUCUCCCUCCCUGGCCGCGGCGGAGGAGUGGUUGCAGCAGCGGCGGCGGCGGCGAUAGUGGUGGUGACUGGGGCUGCUCGGAGCCUCAGGCAGGGGAAGGAGCCGGAGCUGGAGCCGGCGCUGCGCUGAGCCAGGCGGCUCUCCUCGGCAUGCAGCGCCUCGGAGCUGCCGGCUCCCCGCAGCCGGCGCGGGCUGCGGCACAGGCAGAGGCGGCUGCGCCCCGCUCUGGCUGAGACUGAGGCGGUGCCAGCGGCAGCAGCGUUCCCUGCGCCCCGAUCUGAAAUAGGAGACGAAAAAGAAAGGAACUUCAACCUCCCAAGUUUCGCAGGAACUGAAUCAGCGAAAUAAUGGCCCCCUAUACCCUUCUCCUCGGCUUAUUCACUGUGACUGUCCUCUCUCUGCUGGACAGCAGCUCAGCCUUCCUGUCAAGCCAGCGCCUCAAAGGGAGGUUCCAGAGGGACCGGAGAAAUAUCCGUCCAAACAUCAUCCUUGUCCUGACAGAUGACCAGGAUGUAGAGCUUGGUUCAAUGCAAGUGAUGAACAAGACUCGGAGGAUCAUGGAGCAGGGAGGGGCUCACUUCAUCAAUGCCUUCGUGACCACACCUAUGUGCUGCCCUUCCCGGUCCUCCAUCCUCACAGGAAAAUAUGCCCACAACCACAACACCUAUACCAACAAUGAGAAUUGCUCUUCACCUUCCUGGCAAGCCCAGCAUGAGAUCCGUACCUUUGCUGUGUACCUCAACAAUACUGGCUACCGGACAGCUUUCUUUGGAAAGUACCUUAAUGAAUACAACGGCUCCUACGUGCCACCCGGCUGGAAGGAAUGGGUUGGACUCCUGAAGAAUUCCCGAUUUUAUAACUACACACUCUGUAGAAAUGGGGUGAAGGAGAAGCAUGGAUUCGACUACUCGAAGGAUUACCUCACGGAUCUGAUCACCAAUGACAGCGUGAGCUUCUUUCGGACCUCCAAGAAGAUGUAUCCACACAGGCCGGUCCUGAUGGUCAUCAGCCAUGCUGCUCCCCAUGGCCCCGAGGACUCCGCUCCCCAGUACUCACAGCUCUUCCCCAACGCCUCCCAGCACAUCACUCCCAGCUACAACUACGCGCCGAACCCCGACAAGCACUGGAUCAUGCGGUACACGGGCCCGAUGAAGCCCAUCCACAUGGAAUUCACCAACAUGCUGCAGAGGAAGCGCCUGCAGACCCUCAUGUCUGUGGAUGACUCCAUGGAGACGGACUGGUGCCCUGUCGACAGAGCCACCUGGCUUAGAUUCCACGUGAGAGAAGAAAAGCCCACGGGGACAGAAGCCCAGACGGCCUUAUUCAUGGAGUCCAGCACAGCUUCUGAGUUACCUGAACACUGUUUUAAUUUAAUAACCAGCCAGGCCAAGUUUGGAGAAUUCAGGCCCCGUAUCUUACAGAAGUGGCAGUGUGUGGAAGAUGCUUCUGGAAAACUGAAGCUUCACAAGUGCAAAGGACCCCUGAGGCUGGGGACCAGCGGGGGCAGCAGCAUCAAAGGCUUCUCCAACCUCAUGCCCAAAUACUAUAAGGGCAGCACCGAGGGCUGCACCUGUGAGGAUAACGAGUACAAACUCAGCCCAGUGGGGCGAAGGAAAAAACUCUUCUCCAAGAAAAAAUACAAGGCCAGCUACAUCCGCAACCGCUCCAUCCGCUCCGUGUCCAUCGAGCUGGACGGGGCGCUCUACAGCAUGGGCCUGGAGGCCGGCCUCCUGCCUCGGAACCUCACCAAGCGGCACCGGCCGGCGGCUGGAGGGGCCCCGGAGGACCAGGAGGACAAAGAUGGCGGCAGCGAGUUCAGCGGCACCGGGGACCUUCAGGAGUACGUGGCCCCCAACCUCAUCAAAGUCACCCACAGAUGCUACAUCCUGGAAAACGACACCGUCCAAUGUGACCUGGACCUGUACAAGUCCCUGCAGGCCUGGAAAGACCAUAAACUGCACAUCGACCAUGAGAUUGAAACACUCCAAAACAAGAUUAAGAACCUUCGGGAAGUCCGAGGUCAUCUGAAGAAGAAGAGGCCUGAAGAAUGUGACUGCAGUAAAAUGAGCUACCAGGCUAAACACAAGGGCAGAGUCAAGCACAAAAAUUCUAUGCUGCAUCCUUUCAAGAAAGCCAUGCAGGAGAAAGACAAGGUGUGGUUGCUGAGAGAACAGAAAAGAAAGAAGAAGCUGCGCAAGCUGCUGAAGAGGCUCAAGAACAACGAUACGUGCAGCAUGCCUGGCCUCACCUGCUUCACCCAUGACAACCAGCACUGGCAGACGGCUCCCCUGUGGACGCUGGGGCCUUUCUGUGCCUGUACUAGUGCGAACAACAACACAUACUGGUGUAUGAGGACAAUCAAUGAGACACACAACUUCCUGUUCUGUGAAUUUGCUACCGGCUUCCUGGAAUAUUUUGAUCUCAACACAGAUCCUUAUCAGCUGAUUAAUGCAGUGAACACACUAGAUCGAGAUGUUCUCAAUCAAUUACACGUCCAGCUUAUGGAGCUCCGGAGCUGCAAGGGAUACAAACAGUGCAACCCUAGAACUCGCAACAUGGACCUGGGCCUUAAAGAUGGGGGAAGCUAUGAGCAAUACAGGCAAUUUCAGCGUCGAAAAUGGCCUGACAUGAAGAGACCUUCUAAGUCACUAGGACAGCUGUGGGAAGGAUGGGAGGGCUAAGCUCCAAAAGCUGGCUCUCAGAGAAGAAAGAUGUCCACUGGUCAGAAAGCCAGACUUUUUACAGAUACUGUGUAUGAUUUCAAUAAGACUUCCACUGUUGUACUGGAGCAACUUUGGGGCUGAGGUAGGUAGAAUAUGCCACUGUUAACAUGCUAUCAAGAGAUCUAGUGGAUUCUAGAGGACAUCCAAAAAGAACAGGAAUCCUGUUAGAACUCCACUGGCACACCUGCUUUUGCUUUGGACUAUAUAUAUACCUCACCGGCUGCACAAAAAGCAUUUUUAUUCCAAGAAGUCACCACUAACACUGAGUCGCUAAAGGGAAAAAGAACCUAGAAGUGUCAUAUGGUAUCCUCCAUUGGAAACUCCCCUAAGGGCAAAUCCACAAGAAUUUUUUUAAACUACAGUGAAACCCCAUUUCAAACACCCUUUACUUCAUAAAGCAUAUUAACAGUCAGAGAAGGAAGGCUCUAUCUAUCAAGUCAAGUGAAACAGGAACACUGCACCUAGAAAAAUGGACAUUUUUUUUCUUUUUACCUAAAGUCAUAAUAAGCACUAAGUAGAAGACGACCAGUAUAAAGAUGUCACAAGAGACGCAAGAACGUUGGGUCAAAAGUGGACACAUGCCACUUUUCUCGUUUCCUCUGAGGAGACUGUUUUAGUUCACUGUAUAUAUGUAUGGCCAACCUAUUACACAUCAGUUACCAAUUUCAAAAUGGGCAGUGUAAAUAAAUAUUCAAUAAUGUUCAAGUCAAAAGGAAAUUCCUUAAAAGUUGUGAAGAUUCUUGUCAAUAAAUUGUGGAAUGCCCAGAUACCAUUUCUUUAAAUGUUGCCUUGUUACCAUAUGAUUCCAGGAUUGACCAUUUUUAAAGCACUGCAAAGAAAAAGCAGUUAAUGUAUAUCCUGAGUUUUAAUGAAAUCCUAUUUGUACAGAAA
Molecule: messenger RNA, 3813 nt
Organism: Gracilinanus agilis (Agile Gracile Mouse Opossum)
Lineage: Eukaryota; Metazoa; Chordata; Mammalia; Didelphimorphia; Didelphidae
Gene: SULF2
Product: sulfatase 2
Exons: 18
Coding region: 547-2880 (777 amino acids)
Cellular component (GO): endoplasmic reticulum; plasma membrane; cell surface
Molecular function (GO): N-acetylglucosamine-6-sulfatase activity; glycosaminoglycan binding
Source: RefSeq, a predicted model, not a curated record